UUGAAGAAUGCUGCGCUGCUGAGACCAGCAGCGGGAAACCGGAAUCAAAAUACCGGUUUUUGUAUUUAUUCAUCCAUAGCCUGCUGGGUGCGCUGUUGCUGCUGCUGCUACUGGCCUGACUGGUGGCUGUGGAUCGUUGGCGUUGUUAUUCUCCUGCAGACAGUCACCAUCAUGGGACGGCUAGUGCGUGGAUGUCUGGUGUUUUGUUUGCUGAUAACAUUAGCGAGCAGCCAAAAUGAGACCACCGAGUUAACAGCACCGCCGAGCAGCGUCAGUGUGGGGAUUGGAAAUUUGCAACAAAGUUCCGUAAAAUUUGCCCUGCAGUUCUAUAAGUAUGCCACGGAGUUAGUUGAUUACAAUCCGAAUGUAACGACAACUAACAUCAUCGUAUCGCCGUUCUCGGUAUGGAAUUUGUUAGCCGUCAUAACGGAAGGUGCUUCCGGGGUGACGCUAAGUGAGCUGCUCACAGCACUGAACGUCGAGUCACAGGAGCAGAUUCGGAACUUCUACAUUCCGUUUUUGCAAACCUUUAGCCUGCCCGAGCGAGAUGUGCAGCUGUCAGCGGUACAGCACGUCAUCACCGACGAAAACCGUCCGGUGGCGAAGGACUUUGAAACAAGUUUGGAGCAUUUCUACAAUCCCAACAUUUUGCAACCAAUGAAUUUCGCUGACGUAAAUCAAACGUACGAGCGCAUCAAUCGGUUGGUGUCGGAUGCGACCAAUGGGCAGAUUCCGAAAGCGAUAGAAAUUUCCGAUCUUCAGGACGCUCGCCUGAUCAUGCUCUCGGUGCUGUUUUUCCAAGGCCAAUGGACGGUUCCGUUUAAUCGAUCAUUUACGACGAAAGUUCCAUUCUACGAUGAAAACGAGCAACCCAUCGGUAUGGUGGAGAUGAUGUUCCAACGGGGAAUUUUCCCCUUUGCCGGAUUCAAAGAGUUAGACGCCCAGAUUUUGGAGCUACCAUAUGGAGAAGGACGUCAUUUGAGCAUGCUGCUAAUUAUGCCACGGAAGGGUGUUGCCCUUAUGGAGGUUAUCCGAAAGCUGGCUAACUACAACAUGGACCACGUGUUUGAGGAGCUCGAUAGGAGCCUGGUGGACUUUGACGACGACGAAGUAGAGGUUCAUUUGCCAAAGUUCGAAUUUAAUGCCGAUUAUAACCUCAUACCAGUCUUGGGGCAGAUGGGAAUCAAAGAGGCAUUUAGCUCAAGAUCGGCCAACUUUGACAAAAUAACGGAACUUAAUGCGAUCUACAUAAGCAGCGUAAUACAGCAAUCCAAAAUCGUCGUCAACGAGGAGGGCACAACGGCAGCGGCAGUUACGACGGCAGUUUUCGCAAAUAAAGCCACACCGCCACGUUUUCUGGCCAACCGGCCAUUCGGCUUCAUGAUUGUUGCAAGAAAGGAGCGUGCUGUUCUUUUCGCUGGCCAGGUAAAACAGCCAAAUUUGGUGUAAAUCGGUGUUGCAUGUGGAAAAGAAUUAUUUGCGCUAUUUUUCAUUUCGGGAUGUACUAAUAAAACAGUGGAUGGAAUAAACAGA
Molecule: messenger RNA, 1533 nt
Organism: Anopheles coustani
Lineage: Eukaryota; Metazoa; Arthropoda; Insecta; Diptera; Culicidae
Product: serine protease inhibitor 77Ba
Exons: 5
Coding region: 172-1449 (425 amino acids)
Molecular function (GO): serine-type endopeptidase inhibitor activity
Source: RefSeq, a predicted model, not a curated record